Messenger RNA from Eurytemora carolleeae, 1385 nucleotides. Its product is annotated as F-actin-monooxygenase MICAL2. The record is from RefSeq and is a predicted model, not a curated record. The transcript has 19 exons. The coding region runs from base 3 to 1367 and encodes 454 amino acids. NCBI's taxonomy places the organism in Eukaryota, Metazoa, Arthropoda, Copepoda, Calanoida, Temoridae.
UUAUGAAGAUUACAGAGGGUAGAGAAAUGAUGGAAAUUCUGAAUGAUUUCAAAACUUUUAUCUCAAGAAUUGGAAUAAUUCCGGGACAUAUCAACAAUUUCUUUCCAGCUUUCAGAACGUUCGUAAAGCGUGAGGUUUCGUUCAAAUUCAACGAUUUAUUAGAUAAGUUGGAAAAAAGACGACAUCUCCCAGAGUAUAAGGGUGGUCUGGUGGGUAGGGGAAAAAAAGUUUUGAUAAUUGGAGCAGGACCUUGUGGCCUACGGUUAGCCCUGGAAACUCAGCUACUAGGAGCUGAGACUACAGUUAUUGAAUCCCGUUCAUCCAUUGACAGGAACAAUAUCUUGAAGCUGUGGAGCUUUGUGGUGGAGGACCUCAAGGGUCUAGGGGGCAAGAAGCUUUGCCCAAAUUUAGGAAUAAGCUGUCUGAAUCAUAUAAGCAUUAAAACCCUUCAACUGAUCUUACUAAAGAUAUGCCUGAUACUGGGUGUCCGGAUUAAACCUCGCCAAACAUUUAAAGCAAUUCUAGAACCAUCUUCCUCUUCUUGGCCGGUGCUAAGUGAUAUUCAAUGUGAUAAUGGAGGGUUUGUUGAGGAAGAAGAAGAAUUUGAUGUCGUCAUUGGUGCAACAGGCAGGCGAGUUACACUUGAUGGAUUUGAAAGACAGAGCUUAGAGGCAAAAAUGGCAAUUGCCAUUACAGUUAAUUUUAGGAAUUUCAAUACAGAGGAGGAGAAAUGUGUUAAAGAAAUUCCAGGAUUGUCUAAACAGUAUGAUCUCCAGUUUUUCUCAUCUCUAGAACGGGAACGAGGAAUUAAACUUGAAAACAUUGUUUACUAUCAAGGAGAUACACACUAUUUUGUGAUGACGGCCAAGAAGGAGAGUUUACUAAGAAAAGGAGUUCUCUACAGAGACCUAGGAGAAAGAAUGGAACUUCUAAGACCUGAAAACGUAAACCGAAAAAAGCUGGAAGAAUAUGCGAGGGAAGCUUCUGAAUUUGCCACAGCUCAUUUCUCAAAACAGCUUCCUCGUCGUCCUUUCGCGGAGUGGAAGGGUGUAAAGGAUGUAUCAAUAUUUGAUUUUACCAACCUGUAUCGGAGCCAAAAUGCCAGCAGGAUUAUUCAGCGAAGAGGAUUCACGCUUCUAACAGGAUUAGUUGGAGACUCGCUUUUGGAGCCGUUCUGGCCUGAGGGUACCGGAAUAGGACAGGGGUUUUUAGGGACAUUUGACACUGCCUGGAUGGUGAAGAGAUAUUUUGAAAACACCGAUCUAUACGAGACUAUUAGGGAACGUGAGAAACUGUACAGUCUUCUUCGUCAAUCCACUCAAACCAGCCUGAAGAAAAACUUUGAAAGUAAACGCUCAAAAUGUUAAAUAUUCCUAAAAAACGCU